AUGAACCUACGCUCGCUGCUGCUUGGGAGCGCCAUCGCUCUCGGCGCCAAUGCUUUGUUAGUCGUCCCUGAGAGCGAGGGAGUGACCGUCACUCCGCAGGGCGAACUUAUCAGCAUCCUGCCUCUGGAAGCCUCGGCCGCUCAGCAACAGCUGGUUGAGCUCACCUGCAAGGAAUGUCCGUUCCGUGAAGUCCGUGAGGAUGGAGAAGUCAGCUGGACUGACGGCUUCGAAACGUCUCUGGCUUUGAACUUCGCGAUGGAUGCCGGCGCUUUGCUGGUCAACGGUCAUCAGAUUUUCCCUCCCCCUCCUCAAACCGUUAUCAGUGCCGUUCAACGCCGGAUUCCCGAUGGACAGGAGUCUGAUCCCAUCUCCUUGGGAUACGCGGUGGAAUUCAUGCCUUUGGGAGUACCAGAUGACGCACCCAUGGAGUUGUCCGCCCUUCGGUUCACAAUUCUCGACUUGGACGGCCAUCCAGUGCCGCUCGACACUGUCGCCAUCACGAUGAUCAAUGACCUCAGGGGCAACAUCUACAUGGCGAAGACCGAAAUUGAAGAUACGACCCCCAACCGUGGCUCAUGGAAGCAGUGCCGUGGAAAGCCUAAGUGCUUGCGGAAACUGUUGGUCGAACGUAUUCGGGCUUUGUUUACCGCUGCGAAGGCGCGUGUCCUUGGAAUGAAGUCCAAACUGCCUGGCUGUGGUGGGAAACGCCCCCACUCUGCCAUGCCGCACCCUCAUCAUCACCCUGAGGGUGAUUUUGAUGACGCUUUUGUACCUGGGCAUUAUCCCAGCACGGAGGAUGAAGAACACUUCGGAAUGGCCGGCCGUCCUCACCACCACCAUCCGCACCACAUGCACCAUAGCGGCUGGGAGCGGACCGUUUCCCGUAUCAUCCGCUACGUCGUCGUUCCGGCGGUGCUUGGUGUUCUCGCAGGUUUGACUGCUAGUGCUCUAGGUAUGCUAAUUGGCCAGGCUGUGGUGUUCCUCUGGCAGCGCUACCGCCGUACUCCCGUCAGGGAGAAUGAAGAAGCCGGAACUGUGUUGGAGAAGGAGGGCUUGAUGACAGAAUCCUCGGAGAGUCAUCCUCCCGCCUAUAGCGAUGAGGAUUCUCGCGAGCAGGCCUCCGACAUGAAACACUGA
Molecule: messenger RNA, 1137 nt
Organism: Aspergillus clavatus NRRL 1
Lineage: Eukaryota; Fungi; Ascomycota; Eurotiomycetes; Eurotiales; Aspergillaceae
Exons: 2
Coding region: 1-1137 (378 amino acids)
Source: RefSeq, a predicted model, not a curated record